Molecule: messenger RNA, 5939 nt
Organism: Enhydra lutris kenyoni (northern sea otter)
Lineage: Eukaryota; Metazoa; Chordata; Mammalia; Carnivora; Mustelidae
Product: proprotein convertase subtilisin/kexin type 5
Exons: 37
Coding region: 100-5736 (1878 amino acids)
Biological process (GO): peptide hormone processing
Cellular component (GO): trans-Golgi network; Golgi membrane
Molecular function (GO): serine-type endopeptidase activity
Source: RefSeq, a predicted model, not a curated record
CUGCGCGCCGGGCCGGCCCAGGCCGGAGAAGUUAGUUGUGCGCGCCGCUCCAGCGCGGAGUCCGCGAGCGAGCGAGGGAGGCGGAGAGGCGCCGCGGCCAUGGGCUGGGGGAGCCGCUGGGGCUGCCCGGGACGCCUGGACCUGCUGUGCGUGCUGGCGCUGCUCGGGGGCUGCCUGCUCCCCGUUUGCCGGACGCGAGUCUACACCAACCACUGGGCAGUCAAAAUCGCCGGCGGCUUCGCGGAGGCCAACCGCAUCGCCAGCAAGUACGGAUUCAUCAACAUGGGACAGAUCGGGGCCCUGAAGGACUACUACCACUUCUACCAUAGCAGGACGAUUAAAAGGUCAGUUCUCUCGAGCAGAGGAACCCACAGUUUCAUUUCAAUGGAACCAAAGGUGGAGUGGAUCCAACAGCAAGUGGUAAAAAAACGGACAAAGAGGGAUUAUGACUUCAGUCGUGCCCAGCCGACUUACUUCAACGAUCCCAAGUGGCCGAGCAUGUGGUAUAUGCACUGCAGUGACAACACACAUCCCUGCCAAUCAGACAUGAACAUCGAAGGAGCCUGGAAGAGAGGCUACACGGGAAAGAACAUUGUGGUGACCAUCCUGGAUGACGGCAUUGAGAGAACCCACCCGGAUCUGAUGCAGAACUAUGAUGCCCUGGCGAGUUGUGACGUGAAUGGGAAUGAUCUGGACCCAAUGCCUCGAUACGAUGCAAGCAAUGAGAACAAGCACGGGACCCGCUGUGCUGGAGAAGUGGCAGCCGCAGCGAACAACUCUCACUGCACGGUCGGAAUUGCUUUCAAUGCCAAGAUCGGAGGGGUUCGGAUGCUGGAUGGAGAUGUCACGGACAUGGUUGAAGCAAAAUCGGUUAGCUUCAAUCCCCAGCACGUGCAUAUCUACAGUGCAAGCUGGGGCCCGGAUGAUGAUGGCAAGACCGUGGAUGGACCGGCUCCACUCACCCGCCAAGCCUUUGAAAACGGCGUUAGAAUGGGGCGGAGAGGCCUCGGCUCUGUUUUUGUCUGGGCCUCAGGAAACGGUGGAAGGAGCAAAGAUCACUGUUCCUGUGACGGCUACACCAACAGCAUCUACACCAUCUCCAUCAGCAGCACGGCCGAGAGUGGGAAGAAGCCUUGGUACCUGGAAGAGUGUUCGUCCACACUGGCCACCACGUACAGCAGCGGAGAGUCAUACGACAAGAAAAUAAUUACUACAGAUCUGAGGCAGCGCUGCACGGACAACCACACUGGGACCUCGGCCUCGGCCCCCAUGGCCGCGGGCAUCAUCGCACUGGCCCUGGAAGCCAAUCCGUUUCUGACCUGGAGAGACGUGCAGCAUGUUAUUGUCAGGACUUCCCGUGCGGGACAUUUGAACGCUAAUGACUGGAAAACCAAUGCUGCUGGUUUUAAGGUGAGCCACCUGUAUGGGUUUGGACUGAUGGAUGCGGAAGCCAUGGUGACGGAAGCCGAGAAGUGGACCACCGUUCCCCAGCAGCACGUGUGUGUGGAGAGCACAGACCGGCAAAUCAAGACCAUUCGCCCCAACAGUGCGGUGCGCUCCAUCUACAAAGCUUCGGGCUGUUCCGAUAACCCAAACCACCACGUCAACUACCUGGAGCACGUCGUUGUGCGCAUAACCAUCACCCAUCCCAGGAGGGGAGACCUGGCCAUCUACCUGACCUCGCCCUCAGGAACCAGGUCUCAGCUUCUGGCCAACAGGCUUUUUGAUCAUUCUAUGGAAGGAUUUAAAAACUGGGAGUUCAUGACCAUUCAUUGCUGGGGAGAGCGAGCCACCGGUGACUGGAUCCUUGAAGUUUAUGAUACCCCCUCCCAGCUGAGGAACUUCAAGACUCCAGGAAAAUUGAAAGAAUGGUCUUUGGUCCUCUAUGGUACCUCUGUGCAGCCAUACUCACCAACCAACGAGUUUCCUAAAGUAGAACGCGUCCGCUACAGCCGAGUCGAAGACCCCACCGAGGACUACGGCACAGACGAUUAUGCAGGUCCCUGUGACCCUGAGUGCAGUGAGGUGGGCUGUGACGGGCCAGGACCAGACCACUGCAAUGACUGCUUAAACUACUAUUACAAGCUGAAAAACAACACGAGGAUCUGUGUCUCCAGCUGCCCCUCUGGCCACUACCAUGCUGACAAGAAGCGAUGCAGAAAGUGUGCCCCCAACUGUGAGUCCUGCUUUGGGAGCCACGGUGACCAAUGCCUGUCCUGUAAAUAUGGAUACUUCCUAAAUGAAGAAACCAGCAGCUGUGUUCUCCACUGCCCCGAUGGAUCAUACCCAGACCCCAAGAAAAAUCUUUGCCGGAAAUGCAGUGAAAACUGCAAGACUUGUACUGAGUUCCACAACUGUACAGAAUGCAGGGAUGGGUUAAGCCUGCAGGGGUCCCAGUGCUCCGUCGCCUGCGAGGACGGCCAGUACUUCAACGGCCACGACUGCCAGCCCUGUCACCGCUUCUGUGCCGCCUGUGCUGGGCCGGGCGCGGACGCGUGUAGCAGCUGCGCCGAAGCCUACUUCAUGGAGGACGGGCGCUGCGUGCAGACCUGUAGCCUCAGCUACUACUUGGACCGCUCGGCAGAGAACCGACACAAAUCCUGCAAGAAAUGUGAUGCUAGCUGCCUGACGUGCAACGGUCCGGGCUUCAAGAACUGUACGAGCUGCCUCAGCGGGUAUCUCUUAGACUUAGGGAUGUGUCAGAUGGGAGCCAUCUGCAAGGACGGAGAAUACAUUGAUGAGCAUGGCCACUGCCAAGUCUGUGAAGCCUCGUGUGCCAAGUGCUGGGGGCCAACUCGGGAAGAGUGCACUGACUGCCCCAUCACAAGGACUUUUGACAAUGGCCGCUGCGUUUUCAAAUGUCCCUCAGGGAAAUUUGAAUUUCAGAACCAAUGUCAUCUAUGCCACCACACCUGCCAAGAAUGCCAAGGAAAUGAGCCUUCCAACUGUACUUCCUGUGGAGUAGAUAAGCAUGGCCAGGAGCGCUUCCUUUAUCAGGGGGAGUGUUGGGAGAGCUGCCCAGCAGGCCACUAUCCCGCCGAGGGGCACACCUGCCUGCCCUGCUCAGACAACUGUGAACUUUGUCACAGUGCACACAUCUGCACACGAUGCAUGGAUGGCUACUUCAUAGUGCCCAGCAACCACACCUGCCAGAAGUUGGAGUGUGGACAAGGUGAAGUUCAAGACCCAGACUAUGAAGAAUGCGUGCCUUGUGAAGAAGGAUGUCUGGGAUGCAGCUUGGAUAAUCCAGGAACCUGUACAUCAUGCACUACGGGGUAUUACAUGUUUGAACAGCACUGCUACAAGACCUGUCCUGAGAAGACCUACAGAGAAGAAUCCGAAUGCAAAGCGUGUGAGACCAACUGCGGCAACUGUGACCGGCGCCAGUGCUACUGGUGUGAAGAGGGCUUCUUUCUCCUGGACGGCUCUUGUGUCAGGAGAUGUGGCCCUGGCUUCUAUGCUGACCCAGAGCUGGGACGAUGUGAGCGCUGCCACCCGGCCUGUGAGACCUGCACCGGCUUUGGACACCAGCAGUGCAGCAGCUGCUGGGAAGGACAGCAGCUGCGGCAGGGGACGUGUGUGGGGCCAGCCCAGAUCCAGGUGGAAGGGAGAUUCUGGAAUGACAUUUUGAGAGGACACCAGCCUUGUCAUCCUUCUUGUAAAACCUGCAAUGAGUCUGCGACGCUGUGCACUUCAUGUCCAAAAGGCACAUAUCUGCUGGCCCAGGCCUGUGUCUCCUCCUGUCCCGAAGGCAUGUGGCCCUCAGCGAGGAGUGGAAGCUGCGAGAACUGUACAGAGGACUGUGUCUCCUGCUCUGGAGCUGAUCUCUGCAGAAAGUGCCAGACAUCACCAGACCUCCCUCUUGUCCUCCACAAAGGCAGGUGCUACACCAGGUGCCCUGAGGGCUUCUAUGCAGAAGACAGCACGUGUAAGCCCUGCAGCUCUCCUUGCAGAACCUGCGAAGGAAAUGCUACCAACUGCCACUCUUGCCAAGGAAGCCUCACCCUGCACCAGGGAGCAUGCCGGGAAGCCUGCCCCGAGAGGCAUGUGGCCGUGGAGGGGGUGUGCAAGGCUUGCCCUGAGAAGUGUCAGGACUGCAUCCAUGAGAAGACGUGCAAAGAGUGUACGCCUGCGUCCUUCCUGUUCCAGGGUAUGUGUCAUCAGUCCUGUCCCCGUGGCUUCUACGAGGACACACGCGAGUGCAUCCCCUGCCACGAAGACUGUCUGGAGUGUAGUGGCCCCUCGGCGGAUGACUGUGACCUCUGUGCCGAGCCAUCCCUGGUUCUCUACGAUGGACGGUGUUUGGACGAGUGUCCAGGGGGAACAUACUACGAGAAAGAGACUAAAGACUGCCGAGAUUGCCACAAGUCCUGCCAGACCUGCUCAUCCCCUGGGACAUGUGUGACCUGUCAGGAAGGUCUUCUGGUCAACCACCACGGGGACUGUGUGCCUCACAAGGAAUGCGCUCUCUCUGAGUACUGGGACAUAGAGGCUCUGGGAUGCAAGCCCUGCCAUGCCAAGUGCUUCCACUGCACGGGGCCUGCCGAGGACCAGUGUCACACCUGCCUGAGGGACCAUCUUCUUCUCAACACAACCUGCGUGCAGGACUGUCCCGAGGGCUACUACGCUGAUGAGGACAGCCACCGAUGUAUCCCCUGCCACAGCUCUUGUAGGACGUGUGAAGGGAGACACAGCACACAGUGCCUCUCCUGCCACCCAGGCUCGUUCCAGUUGGAAAAAGAGUGCCUGCUGCAGUGCCGGGAAGGGUAUUACGCAGAAAUCUCCACGCGGCGGUGUGAGCGGUGCAGCAAGAGCUGCAGGGCGUGCCGGGGCCCGCGGCCCACCGACUGCCUGUCCUGCGACAAGUUUUUCUUUCUGCUCCGCUCCAAGGGAGAGUGUCUUCGCGCCUGCCCCGAGCAUUACUAUGGGGAGCAAAACACACAGACGUGGACGUGUGAGAGAUGCCACCCGACCUGCGACAAAUGCAAAGGAAAAGGAGCACUUAAUUGCUUAUCCUGUGUGUGGAGUUACCAUCUAGCAGGAGGAAUCUGCACCUCGGACUGUCUGGUGGGAGAAUACAGAGUGGGAGAGGGGGAGAAGUUUAACUGUGAAAAAUGUGAUGAGAGCUGCGUGGAAUGCAAGGGACCUGGCACUAAGAACUGUACGGUGUGCCCCGCCAACUUGGUGCUGUUUGUGGAUGACGGCCGUUGCCUACACUGCUGUAAUGGGUCCGAUUCCUCUAACGCCCAGGACUGCUGUGACUGCCGGAACACCACAGAGGAGUGUAUCUUUCAAGCAAGUGACAUUGGGCCUGCCAGUGAACAUACCAAGAUAGCCCUGUUCAUCACCUCCUCCAUUAUGCUGGUGCUUCUGCUCGGGGCAGCUGUGAUCGUCUGGAGGAAAUCACGGGGCCGAGUCCAGCCAGUGGCGAAGGCUGGCUAUGAGAAGCUGGCCAACCCUAGCAUGUCCUAUGUUUCCUAUAAGAGCAGCCAUCAUGAAAACACCAGUUUUGAAGAGGAUCAGGUGAUUGAGUACAGGGACCAGGACUAUGAUGAGGAGGAUGAUGAUGACAUCGUCUACAUGGGCCAAGAUGGCACUGUUUACCGGAAAUUUAAGUAUGGGCUUCUAGAUGAUGAAGAUGAAGAUGAGUUGGAAUACGAUGAUGAGAGUUACUCCUACCAGUACACAAGAGUUCCCCCCAACCCUGCCCCAUUCCACUCACAGGCAUUCAUGUGAGUGUUAUAGUUUGGGGGUUUUAUCCCCACACAGUGGGCUGAUGUGUGGGUGUUUGUCUUUGUCUCUUAACCAUGAGUCCAACUAGAGUAUGUAAGAAUGCUGAAAUAAUUUGUUCUUCUUUUGAGUGGUUAAACUCAGUUCUGAGGAACAAGGAUAAAAUUCAGAGAGAUUUCCCUCAAAAUAAUAAAUCAAAAUACAGGAAG